AUGUCUGUCGUGCCUCUGAUCACAUUCAAGGCGGGGCAGUGCGAAAUCGAUACGGAUAGUGAGCCGCACCAGGUGAAGGCCUUGGCACAGCCGGGCUACAUCUAUCUCUAUGCCGAGGAUGCACUUAUCCAUUUCUGCUGGCGUCCUCGGACCCAGGCGAUCGACGACGAGCCCCCGCUCGACCUAGUCAUGGUCCCCGGCGACGGCCACUUUGUGCCCUACACCAACGCCGACCAGCCGACGUCCAAAACCAACGGCCGCAUCUUUGUGCUCAGGUUCAUCUCGUCAUCCACCAGAUACCUCUUCUGGCUCCAGUCCAAGUCGCAGAGCACCUCGGGCGACGCGGCCUGGUUUAGCCCACGCGACAAGAAGAUCGGGGAUGUCGUCGACCGCCUGCUGCAGGGUGAGGAGGUGGAUGUGACCCGGGAGCUGGCUGCCAUCCGUGGCGGCGACAGUCGACGCGAGGACGACGACGAUGAUACCAUGGAGGACGUCGGUGGCCCGGGCGCGUCCAAUGACCGCCAGCACCAGAGCGCAAGCGGUGGCGCCGGCGCGGACGCCACGGGAGGCGACGUCCGGGAAGAGGGCGAGGAUGCCCGAGAGGGUGGUGCAGAUGGCGCAAGAGCUGCAAGCGGAGACGUCCCCGAUGCAGCCACGGCUGUGCAAAACUUCCUCAAUUCGCUCAAGGGCGGCUCCGGCAUGGGGAAUGUGCAGCAGCAGAGCCAGGGCAAGGUGUACCCGCUGCUGACGGACCUCAUGGAGCCGUCAACGACAAUACCCGUGGUCGACUCCGCUGCCGACCAACACCUAGACAGCCUAUUGGACCUACUACCGCCCACGGUCCUUGUUCUCGCCCUGGACGACCAGUACGAGGGCGAGCCCACGCCGGCCGCCGCCGCGUCAGCCAAGGCGGCCAUGACCCUCGACCAGAAGAGGAAGCUGCUCAAGCAGGUCCUCCGCAGCCCCCAGUUUCACCAGAGCCUCUCGAGCCUCUCGGUCGCGCUGAGGGACGGAGGCCUGCCCAGCAUAGCCGAGGCGCUGGGCAUCCGGGUCGAAAACGGCGGCCUCGUACGCGGCGGUAGUGUUCCUCUGGGCGGGGGCGACGCCAUCGAGGCUUUCGUCGAGGGCGUCAAAAAAACGGUCAAGGAGGAGAGAUAA
Molecule: messenger RNA, 1158 nt
Organism: Gaeumannomyces tritici R3-111a-1
Lineage: Eukaryota; Fungi; Ascomycota; Sordariomycetes; Magnaporthales; Magnaporthaceae
Exons: 4
Coding region: 1-1158 (385 amino acids)
Biological process (GO): ubiquitin-dependent protein catabolic process
Cellular component (GO): nucleus; proteasome regulatory particle, lid subcomplex; cytoplasm
Molecular function (GO): proteasome binding; endopeptidase activator activity; ubiquitin binding
Source: RefSeq, a predicted model, not a curated record